Saccostrea cuccullata (small rock oyster) is the source of this 5054-nucleotide messenger RNA. RefSeq names its product phospholipid-transporting ATPase VB-like. NCBI's taxonomy places the organism in Eukaryota, Metazoa, Mollusca, Bivalvia, Ostreida, Ostreidae. Gene Ontology annotation, cellular component: plasma membrane. Gene Ontology annotation, molecular function: ATP binding; ATPase-coupled intramembrane lipid carrier activity; ATP hydrolysis activity. The record is from RefSeq and is a predicted model, not a curated record. The transcript is spliced from 23 exons. The coding region runs from base 388 to 4260 and encodes 1290 amino acids. Gene Ontology annotation, biological process: phospholipid translocation.
AUUUGUUUGGUCGCUAAUGAAGUGUUGUCUAUAUUGUUGAAAAUAGAGCACCUGUACUAGAUCGAUAAAGAAAAUGGUCGUCAGACAGAUGUUAUGAUUUGUUUUGAAAUAUUGGAUUUUGUCCAAACAUGUGAUUUUCGGAAUGGCUAGUCCUAAUGGUCAAGAAUAUGUCAAAAAUCUUGAAAGAAUAUAGCUGUGACGCAAUGACGUGGCUUUGUUGAUCAGUGAACGGAUUUUUUAUCUGCUGCAGGAAAUUGUGAAAUCGCGGAACUGGCAUAGUGAUUCUUAGUUGUCAAAAUACCAUGAAGAUGUCAGUAUGAUUUAACAGUGUAACCAUUUUUGUUUUGACCAAAACUCCACUAUAUCUGUUAGUAAAUACAAAACAAAAUGGGCAAUCUUUUUAACAAGAGUAAUAAAUCUGGGCCUGGGUUUAGGACGGUGGUACCAAACCAUGUGGUUGGGGACAUCCCACCCAAACACAAGAGUCACCCUAACCGGGAUUACCGGAGCAACAGAAUCAAAACCACCAAGUACUCCAUUGUGACAUUCCUACCCAAGAAUUUAUUUGAACAGUUUCAUCGAUUUGCCAAUUUAUAUUUUAUAUUAGUUGUAGCCUUGAAUUGGGUCCCCCAAGUCCAGGCCUUUGGAAAGGAGAUAGCCAUGAUACCUGUGAUAUUCGUACUUGCCGUUACGGCUGUGAAAGAUGCAUUUGAAGACUUUAGGCGAUAUAAAUCUGAUAGAAAAAUCAACCAUCAUACUUGUCGACGAUAUUCUAGUUCUGACAAGCGAUAUGUGAAGAGUGAGUGGAUGGAGAUCCACGCAGGGGAUUUUGUUCACCUGGCCUGCGAUGAAAUCAUUCCAGCAGACAUUCUACUGCUCCAUUCCAGUGAUCCGUUAGGGAUCUGUCACCUAGAAACCAGCAACCUCGAUGGAGAGACCAACCUAAAACAGCGACAAAUCGUCCACGGACUCAAAUACGAAAGGAAAAAGUUUGCUGUGGAACAAUUCAAAUACAACGUAGAAUGUGAACUUCCCAAUGCUGAAAUUUACAAAUUUAAUGGCUUCAUUAAGCUGGAGUCGGGGGAGAAGGUGUCCCUCAACAAAGACAACCUCCUGCUGCGGGGGUGCACCAUUAAAAACACGGACUUUGUGGAGGGGAUCGUCUUAUACGCUGGACACGAGACCAAGGCAAUGUUAAACAAUCGUAAUCCGCGGUACAAGAGAAGUAAGCUGGAGCGGCGUAUUAAUCGUGACGUCAUCUACUGCGUCAUCCUCCUGUUAUUCCUGUGUCUGUUCUGUGCCAUCGCCAGUGGGAUAUGGCUGUCUAACUUUGAGGACAGUACCACCGUUCUGUUUAUCCCCUUUGAGAGUCUGGAGUGGUACAACCCAUAUUUCCAGGGAUUUGUUGUCUUCUUCACCUACAUCAUCAUUUUUCAGACUGUGAUACCUCUUCCUUUAUAUGUCUCAGUGGAAAUUGUCAAACUAGGUCAAGUGUACUUUAUUAAUAACGACAUUGAGCUUUAUUACGAACCAAUGGACAAGCGGAUGGAAUGUCGAGCCUUAAACAUCACGGAGGAUUUAGGUCAGAUAGAGUACAUCUUCUCAGACAAGACGGGCACGCUGACAGAGAACCAGAUGGAGUUUAAGUCGUGUACGAUCGGCGGGACGGAUUAUCCACAUACUCCAGAGUUUGAGGAGGAAGAUGAUUUUAGUGAGACUGGCAGCAGGUACUCUCUGGCCAACAUCAGCAGGACAAGCUCGGUGAUGGAAAAUCUCAAACUCGAGCCGGGUCUAGAACGAGAAAUCUCACGAAUGUGCCUACGAAGUUUAAACAGUGUUAAUUUGGACCUGCCAGAGUUUAUCUCCCCUAACUCUCAGAGAAUUCAGGAAUUUUUCUUACUCAUGGCUAUCUGUAACACUGUAGUUGUCACGCAUCACGCUCAUGAAGAUUUGAUGGAUGAUUGUGGAUCCAUUCUUGAAGGACAUUAUAAAGGCAGAAAUAGGUCACAAGAUGACCUUGAUAAAGUUAGUAAAAGUGAAGAGUCGCCCCAGAAGAAAAGUUUCCCGAUAUUAAAUCUCCCAGAUACCCCCAUACAACGCAAGGGGGCACUUCCACCCUUGGGACAAAGGGAGGUAGGGACACCACCUCUCUCUAAGAAAAAUGGAGGUAUACACGUACCUCCGAUUACAAUAUCUAAUUCUGGGGACUUUGACAGAUUUCGGGAGUACGGGAUUAGUACGCCCUCAGAGGGCAGUAUAGCCGGGUCGUCAUAUAUCUCAGACGGCUCACAGAACAGUCGCUACGAGGCUGAGAGUCCAGACGAGCUUGCUCUUGUCAGAGCUGCCUGUACGUACGGAUGUCGACUAAUUAAUCGUAGUGUGGAUAAAGUCAGGGUGUGGCUACCCGGUGAGGGUGAGGUAGAGUUUGAGAUACUGGAGGUUCUACAGUUUGAUUCGACCAGGAAACGGAUGUCUGUGAUUGUGAAGAACCCCAACAACAAGGAACUGGUCAUGUUUACCAAGGGGGCCGACACAGCCGUGCUGGGGGUCCUCCACAAAAAGUUCAAAGAGGAUAAGGAACUACACCGACUGGUGAAGGAGUCAGAGAAGCAUAUACUGAACUAUGCAAUGCAGGGACUCAGGACUCUAUGUAUGGCCAAAAAGAUCCUGAGUCGUAAGGAGUAUGACGAGUGGAAGGUGAGAUUUAACGAAGCCUCGGCCGCCAUGGACAACAGGGAAGAGAAGAUUCUACAAGUGGCGUGCGAGAUAGAGAAAGACCUGGAGCUUCUGGGUGCCACAGGUAUUGAGGACAAGCUACAAGAAGGUGUGCCAGAGACGAUAGAUAAGCUGAGGAAGGCAGGGAUCAAAGUCUGGGUCCUCACAGGAGACAAACAGGAAACAGCCAUUCAGGUAGCUUACUCCUCUAAGCUGAUUGGACAGAAAGAUCAGGUCAUCGUCAUCAAUGCAGAAAAUCUGGUAUGUACAAGGGACCUCUUGGAACACCACAUACAGCAGAUCAAUCGGGACACAGCGGUCACAACGUCAUCCUCAGCCCAGUCCAAGAAGCAGGAGUACACCCUGGUGAUCGACGGUCGGACCCUGGCAUACGCGCUCAAUGAGCAGCUGGAAGACUUAUUCCUUAACCUGGCUCAGAAAUGCACAUCUGUGGUGUGUUGUAGAUCCACUCCCAUACAGAAGGGCUCAGUGGUCAAGUUAGUUCGAGACAAGCUGAAUAAGUUAACGUUGGCAAUAGGUGACGGAGCCAAUGACGUCAGUAUGAUACAGGUGGCCGACAUCGGGAUUGGGAUUUCUGGACAGGAAGGCAUGCAAGCCGUCAUGGCAUCAGAUUUUGCCAUUUCUCGCUUCAUGUUUCUCCAGCGCCUCCUUCUGGUCCAUGGACACUGGUGUUACUGUCGCCUCGCGCGAUUCUCCUCCUUCAUGUUCUAUAAAAGCUUGGGAAUUGAGUUCACCAUGCUCUGGUUCCAGCUCUAUAGCGGAUACUCGGGCUCACUCCAAUUCAACAGCCUCUUUCUGUUGUUUAUCCAUGUCUUAUUCACGGCGUUUCCGCCGGUCGUUAACGGCAUAUUUGACAAAGACUUAAUGCCGUCCACCCUGUUACACUUCCCCGAGGUGUAUAAAAUGGGGAUUGAGGAUAAGCAAUAUACUCGUUUUAGUUUUUUCUUCGCACUUCUGGACUCCAUUUAUCAGAGCAUUAUCCUUUAUUGGGUGGCUCACUUUGCCUACGAGUCGGAGCAGGUGGGAAUCUGGGAGUUUGGCACCACUCAAAUGGUGGCGCUCAUCUUAAUCAUAUUAUUUACAGGGGCAAUAGACACAUACUCAUGGAUCUGGCCUCAGUGGUUGACCAUGAUCCUGAGUUUUGUGUUUUUCUGGCUGUUUGCCAUCGUCUGUCACGCCAUCUGGUUCACGUUUGACCACCCGGCCAAUCCUUACUGGGUGAUGCAGAAUACACUGGUCAAACCCAUCCAUGUUAUCACUGUGGUCAUCAUCACUGUACUGUCUCUGUUCCCAAGAUUUGUGAUCCGGAUAUUCCAGAGAACGGUGUUUCCAGAUUCAAUCGUAAAAGCUCAAUUCUGGGAGAAAAGUCAGCAUAAUCGUCGCGACUCGGCUCACUCGAUCGAUACUCAGGACACUGGAGACGUAAUCUCAAGUCAGGAGUCGCGGACUGACACACGGACGUCUGAGCAGGACAUCAGGAUACGUAACGGAGGCAGCAGAAAAACUACAACAACGAUAGCGUAACAAUAGGUUCUGUAUAAACUGAUGAACUGCUACAGGUAUGGUGCUGUGUUUGACUGGGAGAGGGCUGAUGAUGUGCCACCACCUAGUGACGAGAACAAGGGAGAGGGGAACCAGAACAGACGACCUAGUUACAGACCACCAGCUCACCAGCUUAAUUGCUCCGACAUUCAGUCCCAAUAUGGACGCUACAUAGAGAUCUCAUUAGAUGCGGAGGGGUGGUGAAAUGAUUCAGUGGAGGGAAGGUUAACGUAGAGGUAGCUUCAUUCUGGACCAAACACUGUCUUUCAUCAUUAUAAACAGUUACUGAGAGAGAGUGGGGUUUGAUAUAGACAUCUAUUUAUAGGCAAGCUAUGCUGCUGAUUCUGAUAUGUUUUUGGCUGUGUUUCUGUAUUUGUCUGUGUGUCUGUAGGAAUGUGUGUGUGUGUGCCUUAAUGUUAGAGUAACAAGUGUAUGAAUGGAAAGAGUUUAAAUUUUAUGUAUUGUGAAACUUUUUAACAUGUAUUUUUGACAAUUUUAUAUUCUAAGACUAUUGUUAAUUUAUAUAGCUGUAUAUUUGUUAAUUGUGAUCCUCAGUUCCACAGAGCUGCUCUAUUUUUGAGCAACUCGUUUUUAUUUAUUUGUAUUGAUAACCAUGUGUUCUUUGUCUCUAUUGCUCAGCCUCUUCUCAGAAGUGACCGAGGUCUUCAUUAAUCACUCUUGGCAUUCUACUUUUUUGAUUUACUGGUGACCAUUACUUUACUGUCUACUUAUUCCUAUAUAGAUUAACCUUUGCUGUAGUGAAAAUUAAUAAAAAU